Molecule: messenger RNA, 3295 nt
Organism: Polistes dominula (European paper wasp)
Lineage: Eukaryota; Metazoa; Arthropoda; Insecta; Hymenoptera; Vespidae
Source: RefSeq, a predicted model, not a curated record
AUCGUUAGUCUUUCUCUCUUUACUUUUACUCUUUGGAUAGAAAAUUCGUCAAAUGCUCGCUCAUUGGUUCUAAGAAUUGUGGUGGGGAUGCAGCGGAAUCUCGAGCGCGCAAAACCAGUCGUCUCAGCCGCCGAACAUCACAUUUCGUCUGCAGCUUUGAUACGAGCAACUUCUUCGUUAUUCACAGUAAUCAUACUCAUUACAUUGUUCCGGAGACUCGGAUAGUCGUAUACAUUUAUACUUAGUAUAUUGUUUGCAUGAACGUUCUGUUCGUUUCUAUGACAACAAUUUUCAACACGUAAGCACAUAUUUAUUUGGCGCAUAUUCAGUUCUCUAUUAUUGUAACUUAUGGGGUGGCGUAAGGUAUUAAAUUUUUUUUUAUUUAACUAAAUGCAUAUUAUUUCAAGAAUACUGUGUCAAAAUUUCAAGUCGAUUGGUGCAAAAUUGACGAAGUUAUGAGUACUUUUAUACCUGUCAGAUUUUUAUUCCUACCUGACCCGAGCGGGGUGAAGAAAAAAAAUUAUACAAAAUGUACAUGGACAUAGAUUAAAUGUUGCCAUGUAUUUCUCUGCAGCGCGAGGUGGGGAUAUUAUUUCUGCUCUGUUCGCGCAGCUAACCUCGGCUUCCCUCGGCUUCUUUCGUUUAGCCGACACACCAACACGUAACAUUUCGUUGUGUACGAGGCGUGCUGGGCUCGAGGAAAGGAGAAAAAGAAAUAUUCUACAAUCUGGCUUCACUGUUUUUUAUAUGAGCCGUUUAGUGCACACAUCGAUUAACUCCAUAAAACCAAAUGUUGAGAAAUGCGAUGAAAUUGUGUCUGAAAUACAUUACUUAUUAUUCAAUGGCCAAAAAAAUUUUGCCGUUUAAUGGUGUUAAUCUUUAUUAUUCAGGAAAGUUAUUAUAAAUAUAAAAAGUUAUGAUUAUACCAAAUGCUUUGAUACUUAAAUUUAAGAUUUUUCAAAAAGUGGAGUUAAUCGAUGUGUGCACCGAACAGUUCAUAUAAUACCUAAUCUUACCCCUCAGUUCUAUUUAUAGAAAUUUCAACGCAAGUACAAACGUUUUUAUACCUGUACUGUAUAUUUUGUCAGUGUAGAGUAUAAAAUUUAGUGUAGCAGUAAAUAUUCCAUCGAGCAGAUGUACACGCGCGUUCCUAUUUUCGCAUCAUUUUAGCUCCGUUUUCAUUAAGUUUUGUGUUAAAUUAUUGCAAAAAUGUCUAAAAAAAUUAUAAGAUCUGAUAGACAAUUAACUGGUUCGAGAUUAUGUCAACCUAACAAAAUUGUACCUUCGAUUAAACGUGAAAGCGAAGACAUUUCAACAAGUAGCGCGUCAGCUAAAAAAGUAAAAGUGACCGUUGAAGAUCAAGUUACGGUGGAUCUUAAAAAACAUUAUAGGAUAAUCGAUUUUUCAUUAGUCUUUUCAACAAUUGCUACGCUAGUGAAGUGUGUAAAAUGUGAUGGAAAAGUAAAUUUUCAUUCGACUAAGAAAGAAGGUCUUGCAUUUAACAUCGAAGUGUCGUGCGAAAGCUGUAAACAGAUUACAAAUGUUCCGUCUAGUGCAAGAGUAAACUCUGGUAUUUACGAAGUUAAUUAUCGGUUUGUUUUCGUGAUGAGGAUAUUAGGCCUUGGAUUAGUUGGCUGUGAAAAGUUCUGCGGCUUGAUGGACUUGUCUAGUUCGUUUUUAUCAAGACCGACGUAUAAUGAUUACGUGAAAAAAAUGUGCUCGACUGUGAAAGAAGUAGCGAAUCGAUUUUUUUUAUCUGCUACAAAAGAAGAAAAAGCAGCAACAACCGAAGAGAAAAAAACUGAAGAUGCUAACGAACUCAAUGUAUCAGGCGACAUAACAUGGAAAAAAGGAGGCUUCUCAUCUUUAUUCGGCGUCACUUCGUUAAUCGGUUACUUUACAGGUAAAGUUCUUGACAUUUACAUCCAAAGUUCAUACUGCCAUGAAUGUAAAACUUGGGAAUAUAAAUUAAACUCUGCCGAAUACGAAGAAUGGCAUGAAGCUCAUAUAAAUGCUGGAAAGUGUCGGGCAAAUCAUACUGGUGCAGUUGGAAAUAUGAAAGUCGAAGCGAUAAAAACCAUGUUUCAACGCUCGGUAAAGAAUGGUGUACGAUAUCGCAACUAUAUCAGCGACGGUGACUCUAAAGUUUACUCCGGGUUAGUGAAUUCUAAACCUUAUGGUGAUGAUUUUUCAAUAGUGAAAAAAGAAUGUGUAGAACAUCUUCAAAAAAUAAUGGGCACUCGUCUACGUGAAAUAGUCAAAAAGACCGUUGUAGAUACUGAAACUAAGGCUGGAAAGAAGAUCAAAAGAAAGAAUCUUUCUGGUAAAGAGAAGCUUACGGCCAAAAUUAUUGAUAAACUGACGGUAUACUACGGUUUGGUUAUUAGACGUUACUCUGAUUCCGUGGAAAAUAUGAAGAAUGCUAUCUGGGCAACGUUCUUUCACUACAGUUCGACGGACGAGAAUCCACAGCAUAAAAAAUGUCCGAGCGGUGCGGACUCCUGGUGCGAAUGGCAAAAAGCUGCAGCUGCUAAUGCAUUGGAUUCGUUCAGACACACAUACAGUGCUCUUCCCAAGGAUGUUUUGGAUGCCAUUAAGCCUAUCUAUGAAGAUCUGAGCAAAGAUGCCCUCCUGGAGCGAUGUGUCGGAGGCUUCACGCAAAAAAACAAUAAGAGUUUGAAUCAACUUAUUUGGAGAAUCUCACCAAAGUACUUGAGUGGAGCUUUUGUCAUCGUUGAAAUUGCAGCUUAUGUGGCAGCCAGUGUCUUCAAUGAAGGUUCUUUUGCUUUACUAACCUUCAUGCAAGACAUGGGAAUCAGUAGUGGAUCAAGUGCUCAUGACUGGGCGCGAUCAACUGACUCCAUACGUAUAAGCCGAGCAGAACAGGAAGCUGAAAGACAAACUAAAGAAGGCAGGAUUCGUCAUAGACAGAAGCAAAAAGGUGCUUUAGUCAUCAUGGAUGAUAGUAACAUCCUUUAUGGAUCUGGUAUUGAUGAUUCAGUGUGAGCACCAAAUUAUGAGAGGCACCGCAAUUCUACUUUUUUCCGAGACGCGUCCGAAUAAUUGCUGCCAUUGCCAUAUUUUUUAAUAUUUCGAAGAGCCGCAAAAACCUAAACCAUUGCAAUUAAUUAACAAGUUAAUGUUAAAAAUGACUAACUACUAUGGUUUGGCAAUUACAAGAAAUGUCCACUCUCUCGAAGACAUGAAGAAAUCCGUGUGGGCUACGUUUUACCACAUGGCAUUGACAGAUGAAAAUCCUAAUCACUCUUAUUGCUCAGAUUCUUGAUGCACGUAU